Messenger RNA from Stylonychia lemnae, 405 nucleotides. The record is from the annotation of a GenBank genome assembly. NCBI's taxonomy places the organism in Eukaryota, Ciliophora, Spirotrichea, Sporadotrichida, Oxytrichidae.
AUGUCAGACCAGAAGUUUAUCCUUUACGCUCGUAAAUUCAUGAAGAACCCACUCCUUGGAAGAAGACAAUGCGUUGUCGAAUUGGUUCACCCAGAGAUGGCUAACGUUCCUAAAGCUCAGAUCAAGACUAAGUUGGCUGCACUCUUAAAGAGUAAGGAGGAGCAAAUCGCUAUUUUCGGACUUAAGACCAAGUUUGGAGGUGGCAGAACUACCGGCUUCGCAACCAUCUAUGACUCAGUAGAUUUAAGAAAGAAGUACGACAGCAAGAAGAUGCUCAGAAGAGAUGGUUACCUCAUUAGAGCUAAGAGCAGCAGAAAGCAAAGAAAGGAAAUCAAGGGCAGAGUCUUAAAGGUUAGAGGUAUUGCCAAGGCCAAGGCUGCUUCUUCAGGAGGAAAGAAGAAGUGA